Zychaea mexicana is the source of this 474-nucleotide messenger RNA. RefSeq lists its product as uncharacterized. The record is from RefSeq and is a predicted model, not a curated record. The annotation marks the transcript as partial. The transcript is spliced from 2 exons. Lineage: Eukaryota; Fungi; Mucoromycota; Mucoromycetes; Mucorales; Lichtheimiaceae.
GUUUGAUGAUACAUGGAUUAAAAUUCUACAGCUCGCGGAACCACGCGGAGAAAAUUGCCAAGGCGAUUCGAUGUUAUAAUAAUGGUAGUACUGAUUAUGUUGCUCCUCCUGCUGCUGAGCAACAACUCACGAGGUGAGCAGCCUCCACCAAACAACCUGGGAGACUUUUUUGGUGCGUCUUUGUUUGCAUUUCUUGUACGAAAAGGUGUUUUGUGCACCCUCACCAUCCGUUUUCAGGUCUGGCCCCCAACUCUCUCGCAUAUUCAACACCCCCCUCCUGGAAGUGAGCACCCACCACGUACACGAUCUGUCCAAUCACAAUUGGUUUUCGCUAAUUAAGCUGCCAGUUUUACAAUGUCUUUGUAAUGAAAAUGUAAUUACGCAAUCACAGAAAAAUAAUCUGUUUGUAGUUGUAACACAACACUUUACUGAAGAGGCAUAAAAUAUAUUAAUUAACAUUGAAUAAAAACUGGC